AUGUUUUCUUCGCCGGUUCGCUCCUUCGCGCCGGUGGUGGGGGAGGCUUUUCCGCCCCGGAACCGCGGAGAUGCUCACCUAGUGCUGCGCCUCAGCAGACCCGGCGGCGCUUUCGCCGCCCGCCGUCGCGGUGGCGGCGGCGGCUACUAUCCCCUUUUCUGCCUCUGUACAUCUUAUUCUUCUCCCUCUUCGUCGUCCUCUUCUUCGCUUCCGCCCCCUCCUCCCCAUUUUACGACCACCACUGCGCCCGUCACGCCCUCCGGGGCGACGGUCGUCACCACUACCACGGCAUCUGCCCCCGCUGGUUCCGCGGGCCCCGUGGUGAAGAAGAGGAAGCGAUACAGGAAGGCGUACCCUGGGGAGAGCAAGGGCAUAGUGGAGGAGAUGAGGUUCGUAGCCAUGCGCCUGCGGAACGACGGGUCUAAAGGUCUUGGCGUCGACAAUGAAGGAGCCUGGGAGGACAGCGGCGCAGAUACAGGGGAAAUGAGCACCGCGGGGGAGGGGGAGACCUGGAAGCCGAGCAUGGAAGGGUUCUUGAAGUAUCUGGUCGACAGUAAACUCAUCUUUGAAACCCUCGAGCGUACAGUCGACCGGUCAGAUGAUGUCGCCUGUGAGCAUACCAACCCUCGAUUCUUCAGAUGCGCUCCUCGAUUCUUUUAUGGUUUUGGCGGGCGAUCUACGUUGGCACCACGCAAAUUUUUUACUGGUAGAUGACCCGGAGAGCAGACUUCACCUUGAAGUGAAAUGCGCCACGUUCCAUUGACUACGCCUUGAAGCAGUACUUGUUGCAUCCCUCUGUGUGUGUGCCACCAUGAAAGGAUCUUUCCAGAGCCCGGGGAAGACUCUUGUCUGCCUAUGGGUAGUUAAAUUAACUAUAGCUUCUAAAAAAAAUAAUGGGUUGACCUUGUGCUAAGCUUGCUCCAUGGAAGCGGCAUUUCCUUCCUUGAUGCUUAUGGUAGAUGGCUUGCUCUGGACUGAAAAUUUAUGAAAGCCCUUGAUGUUGUCGGCUCCUCAUCUCCUGUACACGAGAGCCAUUGGCCUUUUGAAUCACCCUUCACGGCAGGAUCAAGUAGCCGACAGGCCAAGUGAAUCUCUUUUUUCGGAAGAUCUAACUUGAUGGGCAUGACUAUGUGGGCAAUGGCCAUACGUUUUCUAGACAUAAAUGUCAGAGACCACCCCUAACCUUCGUACAUUGAAAUAACCGAUUGUGAGAGCCUUCUUGUUGCCCAAUGAAGAUGUGCUGGGCUUUUAGUCCGUUGUCUGUAUACCGUGUGGGAACAGUUUUACUGGCCGUUGAUAGACGUAGAAUGAGUUUUGCUGCAGUUUGUUUUUCCGGCUGAACUGAUAAUUUCUGUUUUUAUUUGGCAUUCAUUGUAUGGUUCCUCUGUUCCCACGUUUAGAUGCUGUUGGGAGUCGUCAUCCUUGAAUGGCAAUGAAGAGAAGUUUCAUUUGAUGUUACAUUCUGUCAAGUUUUGCUACAUGCUAUCUAGGACUCAUUAUUCAUGAAAAUUAAUGAGGUUUCCCAGUAAAAAAAAAAGAUUGAAAUAUAAUUAUGUCAAGUUUUGCCACAUGCUAUCUAGGACUUUUGUAUUUUUACCAGAUGAUAUCACAUUCAACGUCCAGUAACUGGUUAGCUACCUUUCUUGUAGGACAUUUAGUGAUAUUCUAACGAUUUUUUUUUUACUGGGAAACCUCAUCAAUUUUCAUGAAUAAUGAGGGUUUAAAUGGUUUGGGCGUUGAUGAUACAAAAUGAUUAAAAUUGAGGGCUAGAUUUGGUUCUGGUAUAGUAUUCACCUUUGUGACAUUCAUUUCGUCAUUUUGAAUCGAAUCGUCCUUUUUAAGAGUUUAUUCUUCUAGGCCUGUCAAACAUUUGAGCAUGAAAGGGUUAUUCUAAGAGUUUAUUCCCAUAAAGUCUCAUUCUCCCUGGCAGUUAAAAGCCGUACUCAAACAAGGAUGGAUCCAUGAGGGAUAGAAUCACUUCUUCUCCUUAAAAAUUCUGAGGAGAUAUUAAUGGAAAAGAGAAGUAACAAAAAACCACAUUGAUUUAAUUUUUAUUUUUUUCCUGCAGAUGCUUUUUUUAGGAAGACUGGCUUGGAGAGGUCAAAUUGUCUUUCAAAUGAUCUAGAUUGGUUCAGUGGACAAGGCAUUGUGAUUCCAACUCCUACUUCUCUUGGGACUACAUAUGCUGCUUACUUGAAUGAACUGGCUGAGAGCAGUGCACCGUCAUUCUUAUGUCAUUUCUACAAUAUUUAUUUCGCGCAUGCAACAGGUGGUCUAGCAAUAGGUAAACAGGUAACUAUGCGUCCUCUGGCUUAGUUUUGGUUAUUCUGCUUCAGAAUGUCUAAAUGAAUGGCAUAUUAUUGUGAAAUUAUUGUUUAUUGCUACUGUUGUGACAUAUGGAACUGUUUCAGUCAUUCUAACCUGCACGCAUGCUUACUAUUUAACCUCUCUUUAUUCACCAGCGCUUGUGCUAAUUGGAAACUUUGCUUGCCUGAGAAAUAUUAAAAAAGAGCUGACUUAUCAACUCAUUUGACUCUGGCUCACUUUACCCAAAUGUUCUGCCUAUGCCAUUGUUGUCAAUUUUUUUGGUUCCAGUGCCAUUUAUCACCUUCAAAGCCCAACUGCACAACCUCCUCUGUUUCAGACAUAAUUCAAGUUGGCUAGAGAAUGCCUAUGGCCACUAAUGUCUGGUCAUGACACGACUCCAGAGUGAAUAGCCAAGGUAGACUGAAUGAAGGUAACAUGAGAAAAGCCGAUUAAUUCAUUACGUGAAACAAAAUUAAUAUGUAGGACUGAAAAAAGUUGAAGAACAAAACUCUAAAUAUUAAAUCAAUUGAUGAGACAUGAUAAUUAAUGACACACCUGUCUUAUCCAUAGUAUAAUUAGUCUUGAUACUAAUAAGUGAGAUCUACUUGUUCCAUCCUGACCUGCAUGCUAUUGAUGCUGGUAAAGAGGGAAAUACAACAAAUUGCAUAUUUUCCUGCAAACUGAUAUCAGUAUCACUUCUUUAGGUCCUGCUAUUGAUAAUGGUCUCAGUUUACCUUUUCGUCAGAAAGGUGCUUGAUGUUUCGCUACCUUUCAGCCUGGAAAUCAGCCAGCAUAUUGUUAUUCAUUUCUUUUCUUUUUUUUGAUGGCACAAAGCUUUUCGUGAAAAAGCAUCCUUGGGUGUGGGGUCUUUAAUGAAAUUUAUCCAGGGAAAAGAUCAGUUAACUUGGAUUAGGCGUUGACAAAAGCUGUGUUAUCACUUUAAAUGCCAUUUGUGACAUUGAUUAGCCAUCCUCUGUAUUUCGUCGGGAAUGGAUAUGUAGGUGUCCUAGUACAUGGGGAAUAUUUAUCCAAUAAAGGUUUUAGGCACUAAUCUAUGGAUUAGUUCACAAGUGGACAGAUAUGCUGUUGCAAUUGAUGAGGUGCAUCACAUAAAAUGAAUGCAAUUGUCCUUGUCAACAUGAUAUUUCUAGUUUAUAUCUUUCUUGCAUUGUCUUGUUGGCUAAUAAAGGAAUUUAGUUACCAGGUUGGGCACUAAUUUAUCCUGGUAAGGUUUUAGGUGCUAUUUUAUGAAUUAUUUCACUAGUGGACAUAAAUUUUCUGUUGCAAUGGACGGAAUGCUUCAGAGAAAAUGAAGGCAAUAUUCCUUCUCAACGUGAUAUUUCUACUUUAUAUCAUUCUUGCAUCUCCUUACUUGGUUUGGUAAUAAACGAAUUUUAACUCCCAAGUUACGGAAAAAAUAUGCCAAUGAAGUGGUGUAUUGAGUGCAAAUAACGUGGGAAAUGCUAUUGAAAAUGUUUCAUUUUGGACUUUAGUGAUUAAUAUUAUGCCGUGGAUUGUGAUGUGGCAUAACCAAUCGAGAGAUGAGGCACUCUACUCUCUGCCUGUAUAUUGGAUCAACCUGAAUUCGUUUUGGGGUAUCCUUUUUGUUUGCAUUCUGGCAAAAGCUCCCAUUCAGAAGAUUUAUUCUGUUAUAACUGCUUAACCAUUCAUAGACUUGUUUUCUCAAAUAGAUUAUGGGACUAUGGAUCAACCUGUAUAUUUGAUGCAUGAGUAUCUUUUAGAUGAAAACUACAGAAAAUUAGGGACUAUGGUGGACAUUUAGCUGUUAGGUUUAGGCAAGCUUGGUUAGCAAAAGUUUCUUUUCAGUCCAUGAUUUGAAUCUUUUACUGCUAUUCUUGGUCAAGCUGCAAAUUCGAAGAAUUAUGCCCUUCCUACUCUUAUUGACAACCACAAAUUCCGUUUGAGGCCUUGCUAUUUGAGCCUUUAGAUUAUAAUAUUGUUCAUUGAAGAUUUCAAGACGUCAUUUUAAGCAAUACUUUAGAUUUGAUUUCAUUCCUCAUCAAAUAGCAUUUUAUAAAUCCUUUGUUUUCUAGUGUACAUGACCCAAAAAGGUCUCUCUCUCUCUCUCUCUCUCUCUCUCUCUCUCUCUCUCCCCCCCCUCCUUCCUUUCCUUUUACAGUUCAAAGUUAUGCGAAUGGCAGUAUUCAUUCUUAAAAUGUGAGAUAAUAAAGUGAGACUGCUGUAAUUUUUUUGCUCUGAAAGUCAUCAGACCUCGAAUUGGCUUGGAAGAUCAUGUCAUCGUGUAUAUGAGUGGGUUACAGCUUGCAGUCUGAGUCAAGAAGAUAGUCAUUGCAAUUGUUUUUUUAGAUGACUUUACUGUCAGAGGAACACAAGAGGAUGUCAGAGAAACUUAAAGAAGUUUGGCCUGAUAGUAGAACGCCUCCUUUGGAAAUGGAGGAUAAUUAUCAUGGAGAUGUAGAGAACAGUUCAGCAAAACUGUAUUUCCUGAGUGAAAUUUCUGAUUGAAGUACUGCUUUUAGUGUAUGGUUUGAUAUUUUGUAUUUCUUUUUGAUCUCUUCCAUGGUUCACUAAAAGAAUGAUGUCUUGGUCCACACAAUCUCCAACUCGUGGCUGAAUAGAGCUGAGUCAAGUUUCGGCUAAUCUUUUAAGUGGAAAUUAACUUGUUCUCAACUUUUAAGUGGAUUCUCUUAUUCACGAAUGAUUGCAUGGUAAAAGGAAUGUGUGAGGAGCAUAUUGUUGCGAUUUGCAUCAGAAGAUCUAAUGAUCUUCCAAGUAACUCCUUGUCCCAGCUUGUAAGCCUUUUCGUCAUUCCUCGUGCAUAGGUUUCUGAAAAACUCCUUGAAGACCAGGACCUCGAGUUCUACAAAUGGGAGGAGGACGUCUUUGAACUGUUGCAAGGUACAAGAGAAAAACUCAAUAAACUCGGAGAGGUAUGAGCCUACUGUGACUACGAUGUCUACAAAUUUUUUAGGCUUCUUGUGGUCAGUUAAACUAACGUAAACGUCGAUGAUCUGCUGCAGCACUGGUCUCGAGAUGAAAAAAACAGGUGUCUAAGAGAAGCAGCCAAGUGUUUUCGUUUUCUGGGUCAGAUUGUUCGGCUGAUCAUUCUUUAG
Spirodela intermedia is the source of this 5402-nucleotide messenger RNA. Lineage: Eukaryota; Viridiplantae; Streptophyta; Magnoliopsida; Alismatales; Araceae. The record is from the annotation of a GenBank genome assembly.